Mesocricetus auratus (golden hamster) is the source of this 5625-nucleotide messenger RNA. It is a transcript of the gene Tent5c, whose product is annotated as terminal nucleotidyltransferase 5C. Gene Ontology annotation, molecular function: RNA binding; poly(A) RNA polymerase activity. Gene Ontology annotation, biological process: mRNA stabilization. The transcript has 3 exons. The record is from RefSeq and is a predicted model, not a curated record. NCBI's taxonomy places the organism in Eukaryota, Metazoa, Chordata, Mammalia, Rodentia, Cricetidae. Bases 348 to 1523 code for a protein of 391 amino acids.
GCGGCCAGAAAAUCAGCUGCUUCCUUUCCUCCAGGACCACGUUCUCACCUCCAGCCAAUUUGCUCGAGGAAUAAGAUUUCCAGGGCCCACCUAAAAGUUUCCUGACUUCACAAACACCGCGCGAGACAGGCGUGGGCUUCCACUCCCGGCUCCCGGAAUCAGGGAGCCACUGGUGCGAAGAGCGCCCAAAACUCAGAAAGAAAACGCACCCGUCAGGGAGCAAGAAGGGUGGAGGAGGAAGCAUGCUUGGAGUGGGCGUUCUCCUGCUGGGUCAAGGUACCGGAUGGAGCUUUUUGCAUCAGAGGCUCCUGGCCUAAAAGCUCCCCCUGGCCAGAACAUCCCCCAAGAUGGCAGAGGAGGGCAGCAGUACCAGGGACUGUGAGUCUAUCAGCGUGCUCAACUGGGAUCAGGUUAGCCGGCUGCAUGAGGUCCUGACCGAGGUCGUACCUGUCCAUGGACGAGGCAACUUUCCAACCUUGGAGAUAACCCUUAAGGACAUCGUACAGACUGUCCGCAGCCGACUGGAGGAGGCAGGCAUCAAAGUUCAGGAUGUCCGACUGAAUGGCUCUGCUGCUGGCCAUGUUUUGGUCAAAGACAACGGCUUGGGUUGCAAAGAUCUGGAUCUGAUCUUUCAUGUGGCUCUUCCCACAGAGGCAGAAUUUCAGCUGGUGAGAGAUGUGGUUCUGUGUUCCCUUCUGAACUUUCUGCCGGAGGGUGUGAACAAGCUCAAAAUCAGCCCAGUCACCCUGAAGGAGGCAUAUGUGCAGAAGCUGGUGAAGGUUUGCACAGAUGCAGACCGCUGGAGUCUGAUUUCCCUCUCCAACAAGAACGGGAGAAAUGUGGAGCUCAAGUUUGUUGACUCCAUCCGGCGUCAGUUUGAGUUCAGCGUGGACUCCUUCCAGAUCAUCCUAGACUCUCUGCUUUUGUUCUAUGACUGCUCCAGUAAUCCCAUCUCUGAGCAUUUCCAUCCCACAGUGAUUGGGGAGAGUGUGUACGGGGAUUUUGAGGAAGCCUUUGACCAUCUUCAGAACAGGCUGAUCGCCACCAAGAACCCUGAAGAAAUCCGAGGUGGGGGUCUUCUUAAGUACAGCAACCUUCUGGUGCGGGACUUCAGGCCUGCUGACCAGGAGGAAAUCAAGACCCUGGAGCGUUACAUGUGCUCCAGGUUUUUCAUCGACUUCCCGGACAUCCUGGAACAGCAGAGGAAGCUGGAGACCUACCUUCAAAACCACUUCGCCGAAGAAGAGAGAAGCAAGUACGACUACCUCAUGAUUCUUCGCAGGGUAGUGAACGAAAGCACCGUGUGCCUCAUGGGGCACGAACGCAGGCAGACCCUGAACCUCAUCUCUCUCCUGGCCUUGCGAGUGCUGGCAGAGCAAAACAUCAUCCCCAGCGCCACCAACGUCACCUGUUACUACCAGCCAGCCCCUUACGUCAGCGAUGGCAACUUCAACAACUAUUACAUUGCCCAUCCUCCAGUCACCUACAGCCAGCCUUAUCCUACAUGGCUGCCCUGUAACUAAUCUUAAGACCUGAGGGUUUCCACAGUGGGAACCCGUUUAGGGCAGGGGCUCUUGGGUAGGAGAGCCUCCUCCUAGACGUAGGUGUUUGGCUUUUAAAGGGGAACUCAGCUCUGACUGCUUUUCUUUGUGAGCCCAUCGGAAUAGGUCCACAGACUAUGGUGAGCCAACCCUCAAAGGACCAUAUUACAGUGCCACUCUGGAAGAUGCAAUAGGAAGUGUGUGACCUCUCUACUACUUUCUAAGAUAGUCACUAACUUGUCACUUCCCAGAUAUUAGCACAUGGAAUUUGAACUCUGCACAGUCUCUGAUAUUGGGAGAGUUGGGCAGCAUACAAGAAGUGUUAAAGUCUCUCUUCUUGGCUAAGCCUACAUUCCUUCCUGUGCAGGCUCUCAUUCAGGAUUCUCAGCAGUUACACAGAAGCUGUGCUGAUAGUCUCUUACUGUGUCCGUUUUAGUCAGCCCCCCCCAAACUGGUAAACACGAGGGUGCUCUUUGUGACCGAAUUUUCCUUCACGGGACUGAGUUGUGUAUGUCUAGUCCCUGUCAGCAGAGCUGAGAGUUUCGUUCAUCAAUAAACCAAAGCCAAUAGCUGGAGACUUGAGAUCUGGUUGGAAGUGGUUUAUGGUAGAUGCUGGGCUGUAUCAAGGAAUUAUGAGAUAUUGUGGAGAAAAAAAAAUGACCUUUUCUUGAAAUGUAACUUGAAAACAAAAUAAAAUGUGGAACAUAAUGUUAAAAGUAGAAUUGUGGGGGUGGCGAUUGUCAAUAGGAAACAUGAAUGUUUUGUUUUUGUUUUUUUGUAAGGAAUUCUUAUAGGAUGACAUGUUUUUCCCUUCCUCAUUGGCUCUCUGAUGACUGACUCUUGUUUGCUCUUCCUGAGAGUUAGGACUGUGUUGUAUUUAGAGUCACUGUCAUGUCUGAUACGAGGUUUUUCCCAUGUUUUAAUUGGUAGCCUACUUUUGGACAUCAUUCCCAGUAUGACAGCUAUUUUGCUGGAGUACGUUGACCUUUCUUCUCCAAUCCCUUCAAAAACAGCGAUUGCAUUCCCCAGAUAUUUUUCACAGCAGGAAAAUUUGGGAAUUUCAGGAGAAAAGAGUAACCAGUGAACCCGCUUUUGAAUUUCACUUGCCCUCUCCAAGUUGCAGGGAAGUAGGUGUUUAGUGUCGUCUGGCCUUGUGUGUUCUAGUCACCAAGGUGCUUUGCUGUCACUCUGCUGUAUUUGGGGAAGAGUUGAGUGAGUGAAGGGUAACCUUUCUUAUUGUGUAGAUUUGAGCGUUGUGUUUAUGCUCUGUACUUCAGAAGGAAAACAGUGUUAAUUGCUGGCCCAAAGCAAGCAGUCCAUGGGAAGAGGCCUGGGCAACUGUUGCCUUACCUAGAAGGUUCAGAUGAGAGAUUUCACUCUUUGAAACUUUCCAGGGGAUAUUUUAGAAUGCACUUUAGUAUCAAGGGGAAGGAUAUUCAGUAUCACCAGCAAGCUUAAUUUCUAAAGUCAUUCCAUCAGAUCCAUGAACUCAAUUUUCACUUUGUCCAGUGACCAUAAAAAUUCAAAGGUUCAAGCGAUUGCUUUGUAUUUGCUUUAAACAAUCUAGUUAUCUUCAUGCAAAAAAGCUUAGUGCAAAUGAAGUAGCUGGCCUUUUCUAGUGUUGUGUUUUCAAGUUUCUUCUGGAAUGUGGGUUAUUGGUCCCCUUAAGAGUUGAUUGCCGUGCAUCUUCACUGGCCUUUAUAUUAAGCUAGGUCACCAGAAGCCACUUAGUAUAACUAAGUUUCUGUUGCCCUGUGAAUCUUAGUUAUGUUUGAAUUCACUAGCUUUGCAUUCUGUGAUGGGACCUGAGCUGUUUGAGUGUUGAAAGGAAGGUAAUGAAAAGCGAACCCAACUUUAAAAACCACCGGUCAUCCAUGACCUUAAAAUGCUGCCUUUGUAGUGAAAUGAGAGCAUGUUUGCACAGAAAUAGAUUUGUUUAAUCAGAGUUUUUGAAGUGGGUUGGAGCCUCUCUCAAUGCAAGCACUUGCUAAUAGAAGCAGAAAUCAGGAUAGCCUCCACUGAGAAGGUUUAGGAACCAGUGGGGCGCUGUUAAAAAACAUCUGGCUUCUUUUUGGAAUCCUUUCUGCUUUAUAUAUUUUUUUCCAGUCUGGUCAUAGUCACCUGAGAAUGGAGAGAGACACACAGAAGUUGUAAACCACCGCUCUAUGACUGCCCUCUUGGUAGUUUCUUUGCCCCGCCCAGCUGUUAGGUAGUUUGAGAGUUGGUGUGUGUCUUAGAACCAUCAUAGUAAAAAGUUGCAUUGACCAACGCUCCGUUUUUAAGACACAACACUUGGAUUGUCGUGGUCUGUACUAGAGGUGUAUCCACCUGCUCUGUGAACCUUCUGCCAGACCAGAAAGACGCCAGGGAACCUUGCAUUUCAGAAGUCAGGAAGUUCUUUCUGGAACCUGCCUUUGGUGCUACUUGCAUGCGCACUAGACACCCUUAUUUGUCGUGUAUCCAGUGGCUCCUCUGUGUGUGUGUGUGUGUGUGUGUGUGUGUGUGUGUGUGUGUGUGUGUGUGUGUUUUGGGUAAUGAGAAACUUGGCUUUGGCUUUGUCAGAGGCCACUGAAAUGCAAGUGCAGGCUCUAACUGGGUCUGCCCUCCCAGUCUACUCUUCAGAGUCACCAGCAGUUGGGUUAAACUGUGCCUUCAUCAUUGAGUCACACACACACACACACACACACACACACACACACACACACACACACACACACACACACACACACACGGUCCUUGGCCUUGAGCUCCAGCCUCACACCCUCCUCCUUGGCAACAAGAUGCUGUUCCUUGGUCAGUCACUCUAAUGCUGAGACGAGACUCUGGUUACUAACACCUCUAAAUUAAAUUCCUGGUGACUGUUUAUGGACUGAGUCAUGGCCUACACCUGGACAUGGCAGAUGAGUGAAGUAGGGUAGGGAAAAUUCUUGUCUUGGUUCUUGAGUUUUGGUUUUUUGUUUGUUUUCUUGCUUUUUUUUUUUUUUUUUGACUUUUCCAGUAUUUUCCCCCUCCUGUUUGACUUAACUUGGAACUCCUGUCAAAGUGAGCUGUGUGUGGAUCUGUGCUUUGUGGUAAUGUAGAAAUAGUCAUCUUGCUAAGCCCACAGUCUGCUCACCUUCUAGCUGACUGGGCGCUAGCCCCUUCAUGGUGGGUUAGGAUUUUACCCAGUACUGCUUUAGUUUUCAGACAUGUCACCACUCAGAACCAACUUUGAUCUUUCCUGUGGUGAUCUCUCUUGUACUGGUACCCUGUUUCAGGACAUAGCUAGACUUAACUCAAAAGCUUUCGUCUAUACGCUGGGUAAGGUAAAGUUAUCCAAGCAUCCUGAUGCCUCCCGGCCAUUACUUCUUGAGUGUCUAAUGGGACCUGCAUUGGGGAAAACCCUUGGAGGUGUGCUUUUAGAAAUUGAAAGAGUUCCUAAUUCUCAAAAUUGGAUUUACAUCAUUAAUCUUGAGAACAGAAUUUCACAAUUUCACAACUGAUUUUGGAAAGGCCUGGCAACCUCUCAGGAUUAUCUGUGGAACUCUCUGAGGAAAGAAAAUUACUGGGUUUUUUGUUUUUUGUUUUUUUAAAUGAAUUCAAGUGCCUUCAUCUUGUUUACCUAUCACUUAAAAAAAGUACUUUAAGUAUAAGCUUAAAGAGUUCUGGAGUUUUACCUGGGCUAUUGAGAUUUGGUGCAAAUUCUCAUGUGUGUUUAUGUAGGAAGGUGAGGUGACCAUCCACUAAAGAGGAAGGAGCUAAUUAACAUCAUUUGGGGACUUUACAAAAGAGAAUCCAUCUACCGGGCCUUUUUGUGUAUUUGUGGAAACUUGGUUUUCCUGAAGCAUCUAUUCACUUCCAAACUGACAUGGAUGAAGACAAAAUUGCCCAGUGGACUCCACUGGCAGCUCCCAUUUCUGUGUUUGCACAGGCUGAUGCAUCCUCAACAGUGUCUAGAGGUACCAGCUUCCUCCUUGGUACUGGCCGCUUACCUUCUUACUUGAUGCAGAUGAGAUUUCUUAUCAGUGCAAAUGUAUUAGAACUUGAUGAAAUAAAGCUUUGAGUUUGAGAAAUAAAGGUAUAUUUAAAAGUGUAAAAAAAAAAA